This is a messenger RNA of Sander lucioperca (pikeperch), 3906 nucleotides long. It is a transcript of the gene agpat2, whose product is annotated as 1-acylglycerol-3-phosphate O-acyltransferase 2 (lysophosphatidic acid acyltransferase, beta). The transcript is spliced from 6 exons. Gene Ontology annotation, molecular function: 1-acylglycerol-3-phosphate O-acyltransferase activity. NCBI's taxonomy places the organism in Eukaryota, Metazoa, Chordata, Actinopteri, Perciformes, Percidae. The record is from RefSeq and is a predicted model, not a curated record. Gene Ontology annotation, cellular component: membrane; endoplasmic reticulum. Bases 252 to 1067 code for a protein of 271 amino acids. Gene Ontology annotation, biological process: phosphatidic acid biosynthetic process.
AUAUAAUACAUCCAUGCAUGAUGCCAUUUAGCAACAGAUGAGCAACGCGAUACAUGUUCAUUUUUGGGCAGCCAGAGAUAAGCACUGCCAUUGACAGGGUGCUUUAAAGGUCUACUUCUGACUGUGUAAUGGUUGUCAGGGUCGCGGUGCUUCCCUUCCUUCUUGCACUGUAGGCUGGCCAGUGUUUUAGAGGCUUCCUUAUCCAGAAACCGCGUGUUAUAGCUGGCAGUCACUUUCUCUGGCGGAUCGCUAUGGAUGGGCUAUGGAUGAUAGCGCUGCUGCUGCUGAUUCCGCUCCUGCUGUGGACCAGCAGCACGUUUGUUUUUUAUUUCAAAAAGUGCUUUUACGUCGCCUGGAUGAUGUUGUUGGCGCUGUUCGCGAUUCCUCUGUGUAUACUGAAAAGCGGGGGCAGAGAUGUUGAAAACAUGAGGAUUAUCCGCGGCUUGGUUCGUCAUGUGAAGUAUUUCCUGGGCCUUCGAUUUGAUGUGAGCGGUUGGGAGCAUCUGCAGACAGAGGGACCCUACGUCAUCAUCUCCAACCACCAGAGCUCCCUGGAUGUUUUGGGCCUGAUGGAGAUCUUACCGGACCGCUGCACCAUGAUUGCCAAGAAGGAGUUGAUCUACGCCGGCACAGUAGGUCUUGUUUGCUGGCUGGGUGGCAUUGUCUUUAUCAACCGCAAGAAGACCAACGACGCCAAAAAUGUCAUGGCUGACGCUGCCAAAACCAUGUUGGACGACCAGAUCCGUCUGUGGGUGUUCCCAGAGGGAACGCGAAACCAGAGAGGUGGCCUGCUGCCCUUCAAAAAAGGAGCUUUCCACCUGGCGGUGCAGGCACAAGUCCCCAUCAUACCCAUCGUUUUCUCCUCAUACAGCAACUUCUACCUAAGGAAAGAAAAGCAGUUCAACUCGGGGACCAUCCGAUUGAAGAUCCUUCCAAAGAUCGACACAAAGGGGAUGACGUCAGAUGAUAUUUCCUCCCUCUCUGACAAAUCCUUCAACCUGAUGCGCUCCGCCUUCCAUUCUAUCUCUGACUCCGUAACCCAGAGCAACGGGCCGUCGCGGCACUGAAACAUUUACCAUGCUCGCGCCUCUUUUUUUUUUUUUUUUUUUUUUUUUCUCUCCUCUUAUGUCCCUGUCUGAGACCCAUCCCUCCCCCAGAUCUCCCCAGGUUGUCCCAUUACCUGGCCAGGAAACAACAUGACAUCGGUCUCUUCGGUCAUGAAAUCUCUUGUCUAGUUGACGCCCGGUCCAGUCUGCCUCUGGCCUGACCACACAGCACAGUCAGUCCCGACCCUCACUGUGUCUGCAGCAGCAGCAGCAGCGCUGCUCUGCACGCCGUGAGCGGAGUGACGGACGGCAAGCCGAAAACAGUAUAGAUGUGUGUUCUUCUUCGUGCAUGCCUUUUUGGAUGGCUCUGUCCACCUUCAUCUUUGCUUUGCUCUCUGGCUUUGAAAGCCUGGCUUUUUUCUCCUUUUUUUGUCUUACUUUAUCACCAUUUUCUACUGUUUCUUUUUGGCCUUUUUUUCCUCCACCUGCCUUCUGUUCAGCAGAUACUCCUCUGCAUUUUCUUUUUUUUCUGUUUUAUAAAUGACUUUAUUUUAGUUCUCCUUAGAUGCUCUUGCCCACGCAUACACACACAGACACACACGCACCCCACCUCCUUCCUUCUAGUGUGUCUCCCCCCCCCCCCGUUUCUGCAUUCCAGUCUCUUGCCUAAAGACAAAAGGAGCGGGGUCUCCGCGAGUUUUGGAGUGUGUGGAGGUGAGAGGUUGACACCGGUCGACUAUGGACUUGUUAAGUUCUGUCGCUGUGAAUUCAACUUUAUAUUCAUAUUGGCUUUUCAACUCUAUGACCAAUAGCUCCAUGACAUACUUCAUGAUGUUCGAAAGGAAGGAGUUCAGGAUUACAAGAUACAGCGUUUUAAUAACGAUAGCACCCCCAUCUGUACUGAAUUACUGGACUUAGUUGGACAGAUCAGUUUUCAAUGUUGUGCAUUGUGGGUGUAUCAUUGUACAUUUAUUCAUUCAUUCAGUCCGUCUGUCCAAAAGAUUUGAAAUAACCUGCGUGCAGCAUUGAGCAAGUGUCUUCUCAGUGUAUUUUUGCUUUCUAUUUAUUUCUCCAUCAGAUAACCUUUUUUAUUUUGUUGUUAGAAGUGAUUUUUGCUCCUUGGAAAGGAACUCACAAGUGAACCUAUUUAAGAUGUGUCAAAAGAUGAUGUCAUAUUGUACAAUGUCCAACUGCAUUUAUGUUCCAAAGUGCAAGCUUCCUGCUGUGCCAUGACUUAGUGUUUUUGGGAAGUUUCCAAAGUAAGACUAUUAUUAUCUCACUAUGACCUGCUUAAUCAGUCCUCCACUGACUGAUUUCACUUUACCAAUGAUAUGAGGUAGCUGCUGUUGCAGGAAAAAGGGUAAAACUUAUGAAGAAUUGUGAAAUGAUUUUCGAUCUCAAGCGCUUUUUGACCUGGUCUGAUUUUAUUUGUUCUGAUUAACUUGAAGAUUCACUAAUUACAAACAAAACUGGCAUACUUAAAUCUUUAGGGGUUGUCCCUGUGUUUUUUUUUUUUUUUUUUGUUUUUUUUUUAUCAGUAUAAAAAGUGAAUAACCAUUGUUUUAAUUGUGAUUCAUUCAACUUAACCUCCAUAGAAGAAUUUUAGAUUAUUUCAAAAGUUUGAUUGGUUUUUCUUGUUGCACCUUUUGAUUGUUCGGCUAGUUUGCGUAUGCUUAAUUUAUGUUGUGUAAUAUAUAUUGACAAUGACUUCUAACCGCAUAGAAUCGACUGAACUGUUUAGGUUUACAUCCAGGUCUUACAUUUUACAUUGCUCACUGCCUUUACACUGCAAAAUCACUUAUUUUGCCGCUUUUGCCCAUCAAACACCAUCUGAGAAUGUAUUUCAGCAUUCAGGAUAUUUGUGUACUACUAAUUGCAUCUUAUUGUCCUGUUGUUUAUAUUGCAUUAACGUGGGAUGUUGUCUUGCAUACAGUUGGUGUCACACAAGGAAAUGUAUUUUUUUUUUUUUUUGACCAUUUAAAUGUUGAAUUUAGAUUGACUUGUGCACGCAAACCUUCUGAGAUCAUCUUGUGAAUGGAUUUAUCAAUACUUUGGUACUAAGCCUGUACGUUCCUGUUCAUUGGUAGUUUCAGUGAUACCUGCUGGGCUCUCAGCUUUAAGUACAUGUGAUGGUCAGGAUUUCAUUUAUGUUCAAGGCCAGUAUAGAAUAUAGCCCCCUAUUAAAACUAAUUGGUCUUUUUGUUUUCUUAGUUUGAAUAUAUUAACAUUUUUAUUUGUAAGGGCAGAUUUUACCUUUGCAGCAAAUGGUUUGAAUGUUAUAAAAGUACUCUACCAAAUUUAUAUCUUCCAAAAUAUGAACUAUACCAUAUACAUUUUGCUAACGGGAGUGUUUUAUCCAUUUAGUUCCUGUUCAUUUCUUCGUUAUUUUGUAAUACAAAUGUGUGAUUUGUAAGCUUUGUGUCAUAAGCUUGAAGUUGUGGCGAACAGGCUCUGCAACAACCCUGCUGGUUGUUUUUAUGGCAGUUGUUUACGAACAAAGAUACUGUAAGAUAAAAUAUUCUAAGUAUUCUGAACCUUAAUAAAGCACUUUUCAUGCUGAGUUUGGGUGGAAAAAUGAAAAAGGACUUCAAGUAUUUUUUUUGGGAUUUUCACCAAAGCUAUUAAAGUGUAAUUAGUGGUAGCUUUACAUGGAUAUGAGAAAUGGAGCUGACAUCCUGCAGAGCAUUGUACGUGUGUGGUCCCUUACUGUAUGUGUGUGUGUAAACAUGCACACAUGGUAUAGACGCCCACAUAGUAUCUGGUUAUUAUUAAUGAUGUAGUAUUCUUGACUUCACCUAUUCUAGGUAAACGUGAAUGCCUUGCAAAAGAAGAAAUAAAAAUCAAAUCUUUUUUUUCUUAA